CUUCCCUCCCUCUUUUCUUGCCCCAGACACCGAGUAUGUCACGCCUGUUGAAUUUCCGCCAUAGACAACUAGCGGCGCGGAUUUCCUGGCAAGGGCGGUGCGUCUUUGAUCAGGAUGUCGACCGCAUCAUGAAGUAAAGCUCCAUCUUGCCGCCCCGCACCCCGCCGUGUGCCAUCGCUCAGUCACCGUGCACCGCUACGCUCUUGAGGGAGCAGUACUAGGCUUAUAAGUAGGUUAGAGAUCACUCAUGGCGGGCCACCCGUCUCGCGAGCAGUAUCUAGACACCAUAGGCAGUCUCCUAGGUUCCCGUCAAAGCGCAAGCAACGGCAGCGUCAGCACGAACGCCAGUGCUCCUACUACCGCUAUCCGCGCGAGUCGCGUCGGGGGGGCGACUCGGAGUGCUGGUAAGCGCCGUAGCAUGCUGUCCAACGAGAAAGCGUUAAUGAAUGACGCCGACCAGCACGGGUUCGGUUCAUUAUGCAGUUCAGUCACCCCGAAAUCGGCCAAAAUAGAUCCCGAUAGUAUCACUCCUGGUACGGGCGUUAUCGAGAUUCUUGGCAACGCCAGCCGUGCUGCCAGUAACAGUAACGCGCCGUCGGCGCAACACCACCACCCGUUCGACGUGCACCGCUUCCCCCGGCUCUCCCGGCAUCUGGAUCUCGCUUCCGCCUUCGCAUCAGUAACGGAGGGAUGCGCAACGAUCUCCACGCGCGCGCGUGGAGAGCUGGAUCUGCGCCACUUCCGCCAGCUCCUCGCAGCAGAGGGUUUAGAGAGCCAGUUUCUCGGGAAUCGGAUUUGGGAUACUACCCCCGCGACGGCGGCGGAGACGCGGGCGCAAGGCGGGGGGGACGCCGCCGCGGCCGACGUUAGCAGCUGCUACGGGCGCCACAACAGCGAUGAAGGCGGUGGCCGUUGCGGCGGUCGCGGCGGCGGCGGUGUCGGCGGCGGCGGCAGAAACGUGGCACGUGCGGGAGAGAAAUUGCCGUGGGAAACGGAAACGUUACCCUCCUCCUCCCUGCCCUCCCCUAUCGAGCGCCUUCAUCGGCGCCUCCCCUCUCCGCCCCCUUCGCCCGGGGGGGUGCGCGGAGAGCCCUCAACCCCCGCGGAGAGCUCAGCGCACCGCGCGCGCGAUUCGCUCGAUCCCUGCGAUGCCGCCGCCUUCCCCCAAGUAGUCGCGCAGCCGGGGACCAACAGCUCUCCGCGACUCAUUCCGCGAACUUCCGCGGCGUCUCGAAACGCCGUCAGCUCUCGAAACGCCUUCAGCCCUCGAAGCGCCAUUCAGUCGCAGCGCGCGUCGCACUUACAGCCGCCGCAGUCCCCGCGGAAAGACAUUCGCGACAAGAGCGGAGCUGUGCAAACAGCGGCGCCGCGCCGCCGCGUGCCGCUGACUCCGUCGGAUCUCGAGCCGCCGCAAGAAUCGACGGCGGAAGCGCUGAGAGGCGCCGGUGAAGCGGAAGGCGCCGGAGCGGGAGCGGGAGGGGUGCGCGGAACAGCGGCCAACCCGCCCCUUGCUGCCCCCGCCGCCGUAGGGCCUGGCGGGGCUGCCGUUCGGAUCGAGGGCCUGAAAUCCGCGUCGGCGGAAGGGCGCUACAGGUGCGACAUCUGCGGCGCGCGCUUCCACAAGCCGCAGGCGCUGGGCGGCCACAAGGGCAGCCACCGGCAGGCGCUGGCGCAGCAGUCGCAGGCGUACGCGCAGGCGCAAGCGCUUUCCGCAUUUUCGCAGCCCCCCCCCGCCACGCCACCGGCAGGUGCGCGCGCGGGCUGGAGGAGCGGCGGAGCUGCGCCGCUGGCCCCGCAGCCGUUUGAGGCGCCGACACAAAGCCUCCGGAACUCCGCAGCGGCCGCGCUGCGCGGCGCCAUCGCGGAACGAAGCAGCGGCGCCGCCACUUUCUCAGCGCUGCGGUAUGCAAUGACGACGGCGUCGUUUACCGCCUCCGAUUCUCAAGCAUCCGCGUCGUUUCUGCGCCGACCCCACCCUUUCCCGCCGCCCCCGACUCCGUUCGAGGCGCCGCCGCCUCAAGAGCCGCCCCCGGCGGCAUCCCCGCGCGGCUUGCGUGACAGGAUCGCGGCGCUCGAUUGCUCCCCUCCGUCCGAUCAUCUGAUCAGCGACGCGCACGAGGUCCCCUCGGGCGUGACGCGAAGCUUACGAGACGUUGGAUCAGAUCGAUCGGACAGCGGUGGCGGCGGUGGCGGCGGCGGCGGCGGUCACCGCCAGCGAAGCGGAUUUCCGCACCGUGCAGGAAACAACGGCGGCUUCCUCCCAGACUCCGUCCCAGGCGCGGCUGCACCUGGAGCUAGCCGGCAGUACUGGGGCCAUGGCGGCGCCACUGCCGCUGGCGGCGGCGGCGGCGGCGGCGGCGGGAGCCUUUCCGCGUUCCUGGGAGCUUCGGCGUUCGGGUCGUUCGGGUCGUUCGGGUCCGUCGGAGGGUUUCCGUUUGGGUGUGGCAAGCCGUUGCCGGAAACUGUUGGAAUCGCGACGCCUGGGAAGGGGAAGACGCCCAAGACGCCUGGAACGCCCAAGAACCCGCCGCCUUGUGCUGAUCCCGCUCCCGACGAGUCACCUAGGGUGGAGCGUCCUUGCGAAACGGCCGUGUUUGACGACCUACCGGCUCCUCCACCUGUGCCCGAGUCACCUGUGCCUGGGGUUUUACCCGAGUCGUGGGAAAAGCAGCUGAUUAGAAUGUUCUUCCAGCAGCAGCAGCAGCAGCAGCAGCAGCAGCAGCAGCAGCAGCAGCAGCAGCAGAUGUCGCGUUCGCAUGCGGAAGCGGACGAAUCGAACCUGUCGCUCUGGUUCAAGCAGCAGCUGAACGCCAGGCUCGGGAAUGAGAGGCUCGAGAAUGACAGGCUCGGAACCAGUUCGCCAGGUGAUUUGCCACUCGUUCGGGGUUUUGCUCCACACUCAGCGGCAUGUCAUGAUGCUGGCUCGGCAGCAGGUUUGGCAGCAACAGGCUCAGCAGCAGCACCCGUUCGUGGAUCUGAUUCGCCCACUGCAGCUCUGGACGCCAGGAACAGUAACCCUAGGGUUGGUGCUCUUCUUGGUGAAUCUUGUGUAGAUUCUGCGAAUGCCUCGGGGAAAGGAGGUAGUCGCCAAUCUGCAGCGGCAGCAGCAGCAGCAGCAGCAGCAGCAGCAGCAGCAGCAGCAGCAGCAGCAGCAGCAGGAGCAGCAGCACUAUCUGGGCUGCCUGCUGCCGGGGAUGCAGCGAUUUUUGGGACACCUCGAAAGGAAUGGGGAGGAAGCCAGAAGGACAGCGCGUGGGCUGCCAAGGCAGGACUGCAUGCGGGGGCGUGUGACGGGAUGGGGGUGGAGGAGGGAGGACUCGGGGGAAAGAAAGGGAGGGAGAGGGGGGUGGGGGGGCAGAGGCAGGAGGGGGGUGUGAAGCGCAGCCGUGUGGGUGGUGCGCAUUUGAGCCUGUCGCUGGACGUGUGGGGCGGUGGCGGUUCUGAUGGCGCUGCUGCUGCUGCUGCUGUAGGCAUGGGUGAGAAUGCUGCGAACUGUACAGGAGAUUUGGCAGGGGGGAUAGGAGGAGGAGAAGGAGGAAGAGGAGGAGGAGGAGGAGGAGGAGGAGGAAUGGGAGUAUGGGGGGGUGGAAUGGGGACGCGGGGCGGUUGGGUAGGACGGAAGGGAGGGGAGAUGAGAUGCCCUGUGUCAAGUCAGCCAAUCAGACGGUGGGGUCAAGGCAAGGGGGAGAUGAAGCAGGGGGGCGGUGCGAGGGAAGGGGAGAGGGGAGAAGACACGCGGCCAGCGGUGGGAGGCGAGCAGCACAGGACAAGGGACGGCGUACGAUGGGCGGGUGACGAAAGAGAGGAUGGAGAGAGAGAGGAUGGUUUGAGUCCGGGCGUAACGCUGGACUUGGAUUGGCGAGACGGGAGACGGUUGUUUGCGAUGCGAGGAGGAGGAGGAAGAGGAGGAGGAGGAAGAGAGAAAGGGAAGGAUGUGAAGCUUGCGGAUUGGGAACAGCCGGAGCUUCUGCUGCUUCUGCUGGUGCGGCUGCUGGUGCUGCAAGUAGCAGCUCUGCUGUUGUGCCUGCGGCUGUGGCUGUGUCUGCAGCUGCUCCUGUUGCAGUUAUGGGGGCGUCUGGAGGUGGAGGCGCAGGGGGUGCUGGCAUGCGGCUGUUUGGAGUGGACAUGGUGUCGCCACGCUGAAGGCAGGGCAGCGAGGCAGCGAGGCAGCGAGGCAGCGAGGCAGCGAGGCAGCAUGACAGCGAGGCAGGCUAGUGGUUCUUCAGUUGCUCUGUCAGGCACUUAUGGCCAAUGUCGUUCAAUGCAGGUUAAUGAUGAGAUUCAAUGCCACUCAAUAAUGGCCUGCGUUCAGACGCUGAUGCGCGCGCCCUGUGCACAGUUUGCACGCAAGCAAGCCCACAUAAGGUGACUUUUGAGUCGAGGUGACUUUUGAGUCGACUCAAAAGUCGCCCUGUGCACAGUUUGCACGCAAGCAAGCCCACAUGACCUAGCACCGGUGCUUCGGAGCACAGACACGCACUCCUUGUACCA
Closterium sp. NIES-67 is the source of this 4491-nucleotide messenger RNA. Lineage: Eukaryota; Viridiplantae; Streptophyta; Zygnematophyceae; Desmidiales; Closteriaceae. The record is from the annotation of a GenBank genome assembly.